CCGGAGAACUGGCGGUCACCCGGGCGGGCCAGGCUCAGGCAGGGGCUCGCGCAGCCCCUCAGGAGGGGCAGGGAGGCACGGAAACGGCUGCCGCUGGCUGGACUCCUUCCGGCACCCCGCGGCUACUCUGGGGCUCCCGGUCGCUGCGCCGCGCGUCCGGGCGGUGGACUCACAGGGGCUCCGCGUCGCUGCGGUUCUCUCCUCACGAGGAGUCGGCGGGCUCUGAGCCGGGCCCGCCACACCCUGUCCCGGGGGACGUCCGCGGGAGGCUUCUGGAUUUCCUCGCCUUGGGCUGCGAUUUCUGAGGCGCUGCUCUGCGUGUUCCGAGCUGGGCCACCCGGAGGCAGAGGGCUGGUCGCAAGCCCCGCGGGUGGGAGUGGGGCGGGGGUGACUGGAAGUAACUAGGGAACGCGAAGCCGGCGCUAGGCGGCCGGGGUGUUCAGAGAAGGCGUUGUUUGCCGGGGAAAGGAAUCCUGGCUGCUAUUGAGAGCCGUGGAUUGGGAUCUGAGCCGACCUGUUGGAGGAGGUGAAAGCUGAGCGGGGUCCUGACGGGUGGAGACUAAUCUCCUGGUAGCGGCGGGGAUUGCAGGGGGAGAGAAGGAGGGGACGCCCCCUGGGGAAGGGGACCAUGAGGAAAAACGAUUUGGGGACUGACUGGACCAUGUGCUGGGCUGUUUUGGGGAAAAAAGUUUGGAUAAUUAGGUUAGGGAGGGUUAGGAAAGAACUCUUGAGUGCCCAGCUGAGAGGCACUGUGUGUUGUGGUGAGCCAUUGAAACGUUGGCUAGAUUGGGGUAGGAGGAACGCUGAGGAAGUUGGUGUGACAUUCCGGCAAAGAGGUGAGGAGGAAGUUGGUGUGACAUUCCGGCAAAGAGGUGUACUUUACAGGUCCCCGAUGAACCCAGAGAACCCUCCACCAUAUCCGGGCCCUGGUCCAACGGCCCCAUACCCACCUUAUCCACCACAACCAAUGGGUCCAGGACCUAUGGGGGGACCCUACCCACCUCCUCAAGGGUACCCCUACCAAGGAUACCCACAGUACGGCUGGCAGGGCGGACCUCAGGAGCCUCCUAAAACCACAGAGAAGAAACUCUUUCCGGCCUUUGCAACUUGUGCUUGAUGUCCCCAAAGCUUGAUGAUGGCUUAAGGUGGCUUUUUACUCCUGAGAAGAGGCCCAAGUCAGCUCUGCCUACUACAUUCACACCUCUUGUCCCCUCUGGGGCUGAUAACCUGGCCAGUGUGUUUCCUGAGGGCCACCCUCUAGAGCACUGGGGAGUGGGGAGGGAAUUACCAGUUGGGUCUUUGCUCUGCAGCCAACUUUGUAUUUUAGGUUUAGUAAUUAACCUCUUGACUUUAUUUUAUCUGUCUGCUUGUUGACCCUCAAGUCAUCUUGUUGCCCCUGCUACUGGGUUUGGUUUUGUUUUUUUUUUUAACUAAAUGUUUUCAUAAUUCUAUUUAACCUGCCAGUUGAGUUUUCAGGAGGCUCUUGAGUCCUUCUUGGGUGCUGGAACAGUGCUACUCAAAGUUCAGUCUGCAGACAAAUGCCUGCCAAUGAACAGUGAACAGUUAUGGAUUAUAUAAUAAGUGCAGAAAGUGAGAGUAAACAUUUAGAAACUUUUAGAACAAUUUGUUAUUGCUGUGACAUCCAAGCAUGUAAUCUUGCAUUUUAUAGAAAGUAUCAGUCUGUGAAGGAUUAAAAAUAAAAUAUCUUGAGAAGCACUCUGCCAGAUGUCUUGGUCACUAUUUUAUAGCCCUUUGGUUGGCAGAAUAGCUGCUUUCUUAAUAGCUCUUUCAGCUUUU
Messenger RNA from Sapajus apella (tufted capuchin), 1797 nucleotides. It is a transcript of the gene CYSTM1, whose product is annotated as cysteine rich transmembrane module containing 1. The transcript is spliced from 3 exons. Bases 629 to 1117 code for a protein of 162 amino acids. The record is from RefSeq and is a predicted model, not a curated record. NCBI's taxonomy places the organism in Eukaryota, Metazoa, Chordata, Mammalia, Primates, Cebidae. Gene Ontology annotation, cellular component: extracellular exosome.